Molecule: messenger RNA, 603 nt
Organism: Melampsora larici-populina 98AG31
Lineage: Eukaryota; Fungi; Basidiomycota; Pucciniomycetes; Pucciniales; Melampsoraceae
Exons: 1
Coding region: 1-603 (200 amino acids)
Source: RefSeq, a predicted model, not a curated record
AUGGUGUCACUCUAUAGAAGCUCUACUCUCUUUAUUAGAUCACAAGUAGGAAAUCAAGGGGCCAAUUUGCAGGAUCAAGAUAACAAAUUCAGCUCUAAACAUGGCGUCCUACUCGCAUCGGGAUUCCUCUCACUCUUCUUCUUGAUCAGCUCAGUAGGAGUUGGAAUCUUAUUCUAUAGAUCUAGAAGCAUCAAAUCCACUUCAAAACCUUUAAAACUUACCAAAACUCCUCAGCAAACUGAUCAUUUAGUCAAUCUGAUUGCCAAACCUGCUGAUUGUUGUCGAUCGAUAGUCAAAGAUGAUAUGCGUGCAGAUUGUAUUAGAGGUCAUCCAAUUCAAAUCCGAACAGGUGUUAUUGAUAUACGAUCUGAUUUAGAAUCAGAUUCACCUAUUUCUAAUCAAUCGAAUCUGACUUCACCAAUCGAAUGUUCUAAUGAGAGAAGAGGAUCAAUUAAAACUUUACCACCACCUCAAUAUGCCAAAAUGGAUCCAGAGACUACCUUUGUUACCUUAUAUCCUAAUUCUCGUUUAGUUCCUGAUGAAUAUCUAUCUCAUGAGGAAGGUCAUAGUCUGUCUCACAUUGAUUGGCCCUUGAGGGGAUAA